UCUUCUGGGUUUUGGUUCAAAAAUGGAAUUACAUCAGCCUAUUGCUUGUGUUGUUUUGUCAUGUUUAAAAACAAACUGUUUUAGCUCUUGAAUCUGACAGAAGACGAGUUCUUCUCUGGUUAACAGUCAUGCUACACUGUGUUUUGCCCCAGGGCAACAAAGUCUUGAAGGGCAGCAUAUAAUGAGACUUGGAGACGUCCCAAUUAAGACUUGGCACUAUAUUAUUUAGCCUAUUCUGGUAAACUAAAUAGUGGACGCAUUCAGUAAAGUGAACUAUAUUAGCAUAUCGUUGAAGACUGGCCCAAACAGAAGAAAAAGAGAUGAUGUGUGUCCUACACAGCUGUGAUCUCCCAGAAUGAAAGACAGAUUAUAGCUCUCGCUGUUUGCUUGGGGCUCCACAUCUGUCUGAGCAUCACAUGGUCUUAUUUCUGCUCUCUGCUGCCCCAGUGUAUGAUGCCCCAACAGUCCACAGCAGGGACCCAAAGAACAAGGAGCCCAGUCUGUUAUUCUCUGUCCCUCUUGCCCUUGUGUUUUCUGCUCAAAUUUCUUCUCACUCAUUCUCUGAGUUCCAAGGGGCCUCGUCUGUCUGGCUUUCAACAGUCCGCAAUGGAUAACCUCUUGUCUUUAUUCAUAAACUGUCCCAUUAAAUGCUCAGUUCAUCUUCUGUUUAUUGAUAUGGUUGAAGGCGGGGGGGGGGAUUCAGGGGGGUUUCUAACCUAAAGGCACGCAAGUCCCCGUUCCCAUGGUACCCCACCGGCUCCACAUUGGGACCGAGGCAUGCCAUUAUUCUCCCCCUGUCGAAAUGUGCCGCUUCUUCUGACUCGGGUUAUUGUGGAGCGCACAAGUGGCCCUCAGAAGAAAAUAGCAUUGCAAAGAAAGGCUGAGGUCAAGGGUCACAUUAGAGCCUUCCCAUCGCGAACUGCGUUUUGUGAUCAAAUUUGUUGGCUACACAAAAAGAGCCAGUCGUAUCUCAAAUACAGCUCAGCCUAAGAGAGUAGAGUCUCAACUCUAUUAAACUCCACUGCCUCCGAACAGAAGCUGCUGGUUUGCUUUGGCUUUUCAGCCAGCUGUAAGAACGUCCAGGCAGCAGAACUCCCUCUCCUUUGCUCUACUCGACUCCUUCACUACUGCACGGGCUGUUGAGGGAUCAACACUCUGUUACAAAGAUGGAGUUCCCCCUUACAGAACUUCCCACCUUGCUGCCCAAUCGAUCCAUGGAGAGCUGUCCACCUGUGGACAAUACAGUGGAGAAUAUGAUCUUUGGAUUGUACUACAUCAUAGUUUUCCUUCUUGCGCUGAACGGCAAUAGCCUUGCCCUGUGGAUCUUCGCCCGCCAGAGAGGCAACUCUUCUCCAGCCAAUGUCUUCCUGCUCCAUCUCGCUGUGGCUGACCUGUUUUACAUCUUCGUUUUGCCACUCAGGGCCACUUAUCAUUUAACAGGGGGGCAUUGGCCAUUUGGCGAAAUCCCCUGCCGUCUCGCAGGCUUCUUCUUUUAUGUCAACAUGUAUGCCAGUUUGUACUUCCUGGCCUGUGUUGCAGGCGACAGAUACCUCGCCGUGGUACACGCCGUACGUUCCCUCAAGAUCAGACACCCUCGUUACGCUCACAUCACCAGUUUUGCGCUUUGGGCUUUGGUGAUAGUGUCUAUGGCGCCCCUACUGGUCACCAAGCAGACCGCAGAAAUCAAUGGCUCUACCGUAUGCUUGCAGCUGUACAGAGAAAAGGCCUCACGACGUGCUCUCGUCUCCCUCGCUGUAGCCUUCAUGCCGCCUUUCAUUGCCACCCUUUCUUGCUACCUGCUAAUUGUGCAUAGUCUGAGAAAAGGUUCGAGGCUAGAACCGGCGCUGAAACUCCGAGCUCUACGCACGAUCGGUCUGGUCAUGCUCAUCUACAUAGUAUGCUUUUUGCCCUAUCACUUAAGCCGUGCAACCUUCAUCUUGGGUUACGGACACCCAGACCUAUCCUGCCAAAUCAAAAGAGGGCUAGCCCUGGCUAACCGUCUUACUUCCUCUUUAACUUGCCUGAAUGGGGCUUUGGAUCCACUGGUCUACCUGUUCGCAGCUGAGAAGUUCAGGGGAAGUGUUCGCAGGCUUUUCUGCAGAGACAAAUCAGGGGGGUCCGGCGCUACAAGUGGGGACCUGAAAGGUACACAUGAGAGCUCUAUGAGUGCAAAGUCUGAGUUCUGAGCAAACAAUUGAAUAUUUUUCAUCAGUUUAAGUGAUUCAGCCCACACUUCCUGAUCAUGUAUGGUCAAUUAAAGGUCAGGAACUUCAAACAGCCUCAUGUAUCACCAAGCAUGUUAUUUGGGCAUGUUAAAGUGAAAGUUAUUUGGGACGGUACUAGUGACUGUUAUGUAUCAGUCAGUUGUCAAAUCACAACUGAGAUAAGACUCCAUCAAGUUUUAAGAAGGCAUAACUUAUGUAUAAGUCUGUGUGCUGCCUUUUAAAAAUUAAUGUUGUCUUCAUUAGCAUAUUACCUGUUUGCUAAUGACAUGCUUUGACUCGUUCUUUGUAAACUGUAAGCACUUUCUUAGUGCACAUUCUUAAUGAAAUCAGUGUGAAGCUAAUGAAUUCAUACUUGGUAUCAAAACGACACUUAUAAGUAAGCAAUAAGGUACAAGAGGCUGUGCUUCACGUCAUGCCUAACAACGCCCUUCAGUCGUGACUUAUUCAUGAUUACAGCACUAGCCUUGAGUACCUUAUUGCUUUUAUAAAACGGUUACACACAAUACAAAUAUUAAAGCCAGAAAUAUGU
This is a messenger RNA of Megalobrama amblycephala (Wuchang bream), 2754 nucleotides long. It is a transcript of the gene gpr17, whose product is annotated as G protein-coupled receptor 17. NCBI's taxonomy places the organism in Eukaryota, Metazoa, Chordata, Actinopteri, Cypriniformes, Xenocyprididae. The record is from RefSeq and is a predicted model, not a curated record. Gene Ontology annotation, cellular component: membrane. Gene Ontology annotation, biological process: positive regulation of Rho protein signal transduction; phospholipase C-activating G protein-coupled receptor signaling pathway. The transcript is spliced from 2 exons. Gene Ontology annotation, molecular function: G protein-coupled receptor activity. Bases 1167 to 2186 code for a protein of 339 amino acids.